AUGAUCCUGCCCGCGCGCAACGCGCGGCGCAUGUUCGCGGAAUACGCCGGCGACUGGAGGAGCGCGGACUUUGACUUCACGAACUGCGGCCUCGACUCGGCCGCGGACGGCCCGGCGGAGGCGGAGCUGUCGCGCUCGCGGCUCCGGGCGGCGCGCUCCUCGUCGUCGAGCUUCCGGUCGCGGGAGCUCCGGGCCAGCGAGUCCGGCCGAUCGUCGGUGACCUUCGACGGGCCCGAGGGCGACGGCGCCGGCGCCGCCGCGAGCGACGGCGCCGCGGCCGCCGACGCCCGAGCCACCGCGAGCGACGCCGCCGCGCCCGCGGGCGACGGCGAGCAGACCAAAGGCGACGACGACGACGAGCGGGACCUCGCGACGGCGCGGCUCCGGGGCCUCUGGGGCCCCGAGCGGUCGAAGCGGCUCGGCCGCGAGCUCUCUGAGUACAGCACGGACAUGAUCGCCACGGUCUCCGACUCGCUCCUCGGCGCCUGCGAGGAGUCCUUCUACUCGCGGGCCAUGACGAAGUGCGCGCUCGAGCCCGCGCCGACG
Molecule: messenger RNA, 546 nt
Organism: Aureococcus anophagefferens
Lineage: Eukaryota; Pelagophyceae; Pelagomonadales; Pelagomonadaceae
Exons: 1
Source: RefSeq, a predicted model, not a curated record